CAGUGAUGUUCGCGCGAUAUGCGUCUCACGAAAGAGACGACAUCGAUGCGCCAAGCUUAAAGUAAUUCAUCCGCUGAUUCUUUCCAGCCCCGUUGAUAAGAGGAUCCGAGUGAGUGUGACAACGCGUCCCCCAGAUGUAUAAGCGUCUAGUGCCGGUUGUGCAUCUUCGUCGGCGCAAAUUCGAGAGAUGCUAAGUUACGUGAGUGCAGGCCCUUGAGGCUAAGGUGUAAUAAUAAUUAGUGCAACGGAUGGUGUUGGGAUACCCAUGGCCAAGAGCCCAUCAGUCUGCUAUUGUCCAGUGCGAAUUGGCAACGACCUGUGAGUACGUGUAAGGAUAAGAGCGGCUCUGGCUCCAGGUGUCCAGCCAACUUCUUUUUAGCCCAGGCUUUCAAAGGUCUUGAAGGACUAGAGGUCCUUCGCCAAGCGAAACUCGUGCGUUCUCUCGUCUUGAAAAAGUGGAUUUGAUAAUUUGCAAACAUGCGAGACCGACUUUCAUGGUAUAUGGUGUUUUUAAUUCUGCCAACAAUUUUACUGGCCAGAUCUCUCGACAAAGACCGACGAAUACCCUAUGUACCAUCUGACUGGAAGGCACUCUGGUAUAGCAACCUCGAUGAACUACAACGAGUCAACGAGGCGAAUGAAAACAACACCGUAUCGAACGUGACAGUGCAGCUCGGUGGAACUGCUUUCCUACACUGUAAAGUUCGUAAUUUGGCAGAGAGAACGAUUUCAGACGCCGAGAUUUCUUGGAUUCGUCGACGUGAUUGGCAUGUUUUAACCAGCUCUAUGUUCACAUAUACGAACGACGAGCGAUUUCAAGUGUUGCAUCCCGAGGGUUCAGACGACUGGACCCUUCAAAUUAAAUAUGUUCAAGAAAGAGACAACGGAACAUACGAAUGCCAGGUUUCAAGGAGUACAGGAAUACUGUCGCAUUUUGUCAAUCUAAACAUAGUUACGCCCGAAGCAUUUAUAUUAGGGAGUGAAGAACAUCAUGUCGACGUAGGAUCUAUAAUAAAUCUAGUCUGUAUUAUAGAAAAGAGUCCAACGCCUCCUCAAUACGUCUUCUGGUAUCACAAUAACCGAAUGAUAAACUACGACACGACGAGGGGUAGUGUAACCGUACAAACCGAUCCAGGACCAACACAGAGUCGACUUACUAUUCGCCAUGCAGUAGAAUCGGACACGGGUAAUUACACGUGCAGUGCUUCGAACACUAAGCCUGCAUCAAUAUACGUUUUUGUCACAGAAGGGGAUAAAAUGGCGGCGAUAUUGCGCCGCAAAACGUCGGACGCAUCCCGGUGUUCGACAAGUACUUCGCUCUUGGCGCUGCUGCCCCUGCAGGUUCUCUUGCUGAGCCUCAGGUCUCGAUAAACCUUGUCGUGGCGUCGUCGCCAUACCAGUGGACGCCAACCUGACCUACCAUCUAGAGAAGGCCAAAGGAUUCAGCCUUUACACAUACAGCCUAAACACACACCCACACGAGCAAUACACACCAAAAAAUGUGUCCACUCGAUUAAAUACGUU
Messenger RNA from Ceratosolen solmsi marchali, 1524 nucleotides. RefSeq names its product defective proboscis extension response 12 (gene dpr12). Lineage: Eukaryota; Metazoa; Arthropoda; Insecta; Hymenoptera; Agaonidae. Gene Ontology annotation, cellular component: neuron projection membrane. The record is from RefSeq and is a predicted model, not a curated record. Gene Ontology annotation, biological process: synapse organization. The coding region runs from base 478 to 1371 and encodes 297 amino acids. The transcript is spliced from 7 exons.